Scheffersomyces stipitis CBS 6054 is the source of this 735-nucleotide messenger RNA. RefSeq names its product metalloendopeptidase. Lineage: Eukaryota; Fungi; Ascomycota; Pichiomycetes; Serinales; Debaryomycetaceae. The record is from RefSeq and is a predicted model, not a curated record. The transcript has a single exon. The annotation marks the transcript as partial.
AUGGUGCGGCCGGCCCCCAAGAAAAAGCCCGGGUCCAAGCCCAAACCUAACCGACCUUCUCCGGUUUCUAACAUCACCAAAAUUGGCUCUUUAAACAGAUACGCAGACAAAGAGUAUGCCAACGACCUCCUUCAUCAAGUUGCCCGCUUGGUGGCUCCUAUAAUACAUGAGAAUAACUUCAAGGUAGGAACGUUGUGUGAAAUGUUUCCAAAAGACGCGAAUCUCCUCGGUUUGAAUGUGAAUCGAGGUCAGAAGAUUUUAAUCAGACUUCGCUACCACUCCAACGAUAGACUGUUUUACCCCAUGGGGGACAUUAUUGGCACCUUUUUACAUGAGCUUACCCAUAACCUCUACAGCGCACAUGACGAUAAGUUCUAUAAGUUUCUUGACGGGUUGAAGAAACGUUUUGAGGACAUACAAUACGGUGGAGCCUCCACUACUUAUCGCUGCGAAGAAGAAACAUUAGGAACAAAGUACAACGCUUUUGGUGGAUAUAUGUCUGAACGUGAAAAACGUAUACGUGCGUUGUCGAAACCCAAGUAUAAGACUGAACUGCGCAAGUUGGGCACUUCCGGCGGUGGAAUCUCUAAGGUGGUGGCUGAUCCAAGACAAUUGCGGCAGAUGAUUCUUGCUGCUGCAGAAAGACGUAUGAAAGACAAUAAGUGGUGUAACCAUAACUCUGAUAUCACGGAAAUAGAGCCUACAAAUGAAGAACUUGAUAUUAUUGAAAUUGAA